Messenger RNA from Colletotrichum phormii, 1897 nucleotides. RefSeq names its product mitochondrial carrier domain-containing protein. Lineage: Eukaryota; Fungi; Ascomycota; Sordariomycetes; Glomerellales; Glomerellaceae. Gene Ontology annotation, biological process: pyrimidine nucleotide import into mitochondrion. The coding region runs from base 305 to 1486 and encodes 393 amino acids. Gene Ontology annotation, molecular function: pyrimidine nucleotide transmembrane transporter activity. The transcript has 3 exons. Gene Ontology annotation, cellular component: mitochondrion. The record is from RefSeq and is a predicted model, not a curated record.
AAAAAAAAAAAAGUUGUCCAGCUCCUAUCCUACCUUAGAUUCCCAUCCAUCCAUGACGAGCCGCUCCCUCACCUCCAACCUAACUCCUGCGACAUGAAUUCGACGUAACGGUCUCCCCUUCGAUAUCAACAACCGCCACCACUCUCUUUUACCAUCUCGCCAUCCAAAGUUCGUCGCAUGGAAUAGUGAACCUCUCUUACAUCUUAUAAUCGACUUUCGUCUUUCUGCUAGCUGAAGCUGUCCUGCUACAGCAGCUGGAAUCGCCCUAUCGCCACACUUCUUCCUCCUCCUCUCCUCCGCCUGAAUGGCUCACUCUGCCGCAUCCACCGAAUUCAUGUCUGCAACAGGCGACCGGCCGGCAGCGCGCCGCGCCCCGGAUACGACUUCGUUCCCGACGUCCCGCGAGACGGGCGACAUCAUCCCCGACGCAAAACAGAACCCGGCUGUGGGGGGCGAGAAGGAAUCACCAUUCGCAAAGUCAUGGGUACAUUUCGUUGCUGGAGGUAUCGGAGGCAUGACGGCCGCAACACUCACAGCACCCCUCGACGUCCUCAAAACCCGCCUCCAAUCCGACUUUUACCAAGCUCAGCUCCGCGCCUCCCACGCCGCCCGCGCCCAAGCCGUCGGCACCCUCUCCCCCUACCGCGCCGCCCUCUUCCACCUCCGCGAGACCUUCCAGAUCCUGGGCUCCGUCUACAAGAUUGAGGGCCCCCGCGCGCUCUUCAAGGGCCUCGGCCCGAACCUCAUCGGCGUCAUCCCCGCGAGGAGCAUAAACUUCUACACCUACGGCAACGGCAAGCGCCUCAUUGCAGAAUACGGCAACGGCGGCGAGGAAGGGGCGGGCGUCCACCUCGCGGCGGGCGUGCUGGCCGGCGUGACGACGAGCACGGCGACGAACCCCAUCUGGCUCGUAAAGACCCGCCUGCAGCUCGACAAGAACGUGGCGGAGAAGAGCGGCGGGAUCCAACAGAGGCAGUACCGCAACAGCUGGGACUGCAUCAAGCAGGUGCUGCGGACCGAGGGUGUCCGGGGCAUGUACAAGGGCAUGAGCGCGAGUUACCUGGGCGUGGCGGAGAGCACGCUGCAGUGGGUGCUGUACGAGAACCUCAAGAACCGGUUGGCGGCGCGCGAGGAGCGCAUCGUCGCGAGCGGAAGGGAAAAGACCUUUUGGGACCAGACGGUGGAUUGGAUGGGGAAUGCUGGUGCUGCUGGCGGCGCCAAGUUGGUCGCUGCCAUUCUUGCUUACCCCCACGAGGUUGCGCGAACGAGGCUACGACAGGCGCCCCUGGCCAACGGACAACUCAAGUACACUGGCCUCUGGCAGUGCUUCCGCGUCGUCUGGAUCGAGGAGGGCUUCAUGGGCCUGUACGGCGGUCUGACGCCGCAUCUCAUGCGCACCGUCCCCAGCGCGGCCAUCAUGUUUGGCAUGUACGAGGGUAUUCUGCGUCUCUUUGGCGCCUCUAGCAAGGCCAAUGCGAGCUUGUAAACAAACGCUCUGCUAAGAGAAGAACAUCCUACAUGAUGGUUUCUUCGACUACUUACCAUCAACACCACCAACGAGGGGUCCCAGCAAACGGCGAUGACCGGCCGGGACUCCUCUUUGGAUGUAACAAUUCAACUGUACCAUAAUACAUUUACAAAACAACAACACCCUCACGACUAAAACGAUCGACGCAAACCAUCGCAGCUCUGGGAGAUGGGAAAAACGGACGGAUCGGACUCAACGGAUCAGGGGAGGGAAGAGCUGUUUACUUUGAGGAUUCUCUUCUCAACUCCCUCUUUGACAGCCGUUCACGAAAGCUCAGGGGGUGUUUCUUCAUAUACGAUAUGAGCUGAAGGCGAAACCGAUCUCUAGACUUUCUUGGGUUAAAAGGACAGGACCUCCUCUUACCCCCCC